This is a messenger RNA of Penicillium argentinense, 3267 nucleotides long. RefSeq lists its product as uncharacterized. Gene Ontology annotation, biological process: response to starvation; autophagy. NCBI's taxonomy places the organism in Eukaryota, Fungi, Ascomycota, Eurotiomycetes, Eurotiales, Aspergillaceae. The transcript is spliced from 2 exons. Gene Ontology annotation, cellular component: cytoplasm. Bases 1 to 3267 code for a protein of 1088 amino acids. Gene Ontology annotation, molecular function: protein binding. The record is from RefSeq and is a predicted model, not a curated record.
AUGCCCCCGGCAGCGGCUGACGACUUCAAUCGCCAGUACAGCCGGUCUUUAGAAGACGACACUCCGUUCAACACGGAUCUGGCUCGCCCACCCCAGGAGCAUGAACCAAGUGGAAAGAGUAAGAAGAAGAAAAACAAAAAGGCCAAGGCGGCCAAGGCUGUGACGGAAUCGCCGUCGGAAGAUUUAUUACCAACUCCCGCCGCCGCCCCAGUUGAGCCAUCAUCUUGCCCUGAUCCUACCUUGGACCACGAUGUUCGCCCUACCGUUGCCUCGCCCAUGUUGGAUGCACUUGGCUCAAUCGAUGGAACACCAGAGAACGACGUCGUGACUCGUACAGACACCUGGGCUCAGGCAGUUCCGUACGGCAAAAGCCCUCCUACUGAUCUGAUGGAUGGAGACCUGCCGCAAGAGUCACCGGUCAAUUUUCCAACAAUCCAAGAGCGAGGUGGUUUCAGUAGUCAACCUUCUUCGGCAUCGCCGCCGACGCGCAUCCGGCCUUUCAGCUAUGGCAGUGGCUACAGAAGUAGCAUUCAAUCCCGACAGCAAUCGGUGGAUCGACGCAAGAGCCAGUCGUACGGUAGUCCGAUGGGCAACCUCGCACCUCCUCCCCAUAUGCCCCAGGCCCAUUUCUACGGAGCACCCGACAUUGACCUGGGUACUCAACCCCGCCCUCCGUCCGACUGUGCGUAUUCAUACUGCGGCUUUGAUACACUGCCGAGCUUUGCGGUGAAAUCGCCCCGAGCAGGGAUUAAUGUACUAGUUGUGGGUUCCGACGCCACUGUCGAAGUUCACGCUAUCGAGGACCGCCGGGCCCGUCUGGUCGGGCUGAUCACUGGUCUCGGUGGCAGGGUCCUCGAAGCAAAGAUCUUGGCCGGUCAAUCUUCCAAUGAUUCUAACGUCGCGUCCCAACCCCAUAUAGCGAUUACGACCCACGGCCCAAUCCCUCCAAACGAAGAAGAGGCGCUUGGGUCCCCGGCGGGAUCGGAUAUCCAUGAAGUCCCUUCCUCAAUGGUACGAGGUCGCUCCGGCGACAGACGUCUUGACACUCCAUUCUAUCAGACCAAGGUUCAAGUGUUUUCUCUCCGGUCCGGGGCACUCCUUGCCACGCUUUUUGCAAGCAAGCCUGUCCCCUCAUUGGAUAACAUUCCAGGCCAACCAUCGUUUGCUCCCUCGCCAGUUGGUAGCUUGAGACUCUUCGCUACCGGGAGCCAUGUGAUUAUUGCUUCCGGGAUUAGUGGAGAAGUCUAUGUCUUUAGACAGACUUCAGCGGACACCUAUCAAUGCCUGGGCAAGACCUGGACCAAUGUCCAUGCCGGAGAAGCUCGACGAUAUUCCACCUCUUCAAGCUCCACUGAUCCUGAUGGGUCUCACAAUGAUUCCCUGCGUACUGCGGCUUUGGAAAGACCCAUCGUGGCGGUACAGGGAAGAUGGUUAGCAAUUGUGCCUCCUUCGACGUCUUAUAGGGGAUCGGUUCAGGGAUUUGUACCCCCCAACAUAAUACAUGAAAAAGCUCAAGGACUGGAAACUCGGAGUCCACCUUCCAUGUCUUCAGUGAAUUGUGCUACCGACGUGGGUGAAGGAGAGAGCUUUCUCAACAAGGUGGCUCGAGGUGUAACGCAGGAGCUAGUUAAAGGUGCCCGCUGGAUGGGCGACCAGGGCCUUCAAGCAUGGAACAAUUAUUGGAACAGCCAACAGCCCCCCGGAAUGCCACCACCUCCACGGCCUAGCCGGACUCCCGAAAUUCCAUCUCAGGGAUACGGAGUAUUUCCCCCAACCCACGCUCAGGAUACUCAGAUAUCCUCAUCACCUGAACCUGACGCGGUUUCGAUCAUCGAUCUCAAACGCUUCGACGAUGGAAUGGAUUCAAGGACUGCAUCGCUUAAUCCUGUGGCUACCUUUCAAGUUCCCAACGGUUGCAGCUUUCUUUCGCUGUCUCCGAAUGGGUUGAUGCUCUUCACGGGCAGUAAGAAAGGCGACGUACAAUAUGUCUGGGAUCUCAUGCAGCUCAAACAUUGCCGAGCAAUGGCCUUCAUGACUGACGACCAUACUGCUCAUAGCCCGAAUGUGCGUCAGGUGGCGAGGUACGCGCGCUUAACUACAUCCAGUAUUGUGGAUGUGAUUUGGACACCACCCAUUGGUGACAAGCUAGCCAUCAUAACCAGAAAGGGCACAGUCCAUGUUUUUGACUUACUUCAAAGCGCUUUUCAAUGGCCUCCUUUCCGGCGAGCUCGGUCUGUGGUGCAAAGGUCCCCGGCCCUCGGCCCGGCGAGUGAUGAUAUGUCUUCGCAGACAAACCCUAGUAAUCCCCUGUCGGCUGCCAUGAAGCUCGUCGGCGGCAAGACGCAGCCUUUUUUCUCCGCAGUCAGAGGCCGCGUCCCUUCGUCCGGCGCUUCUUUCCCCAAUAUGAGUGGAUUUGCACUGUCAAGUGCAGCCAGCAUCAAAGGCGGAAAAGUCGUGGCAGCUGGUCUCGGUAAAUCUAUGGGUGCCGCUGCAACGGGAACCGUGCACACUCUUCGGCAUGUUGGCGAAAAUCGGCUUCAUCUGGCUGGCCUUGCUCAUGAUCCGGCGCCGUCUCGGGUCAUGUGGAUAUGUGGCAAGGGUCUCAUCUCCCUGGGAGUGAUAGAUGAGGGUGUGUUCAAGUUGUAUCGACUGAAAAAGGGUCCCAGUGGUCAUAAAACCCGCCAGUCGCACUCUGUGAUCGGCGGCAAGGAAAGCCAGUUCAAGCUUCCUGCCAAAUUACAGAACAGUUGUGGGUCGGCUCCGGUAUUGAAGUACGAUCCGGACCUUGUGGUUCAGGCUUCGCUUCUUCUACCAUCAGCCAACUCCCAGGCACCUAGCACUACAAAGCCCUUCUGCCAGCCUUUGUCCCAGGCCGAGAUUGAGACGAAUACGCCCUAUCAGCCUUUCCAUACGGACCAGCGCGUCGGUUUGCAUGUAUUUCAAAUGGGGAACAAUUCUUCCGUUUCUACCGGCCAGUGGGUGUUUGGAGAUGACAUCCCGACCACCAAGGUACAUGUACGGUCGUACAGCAAUAGUGGCGAUGACAACGCGGAUGACGAAGACGAUAACGCCGCGAUUCAUGGCCAUUCUCUUGGGGCUGGCGGUGAUAUGGAAAACUUGAUUACUCUUGGCAACAGCACCGGUAACAUGGAAGAAGUUCUCAUCACCACCCGUCGAAAGAAGAGGCACUCGGCUCCCUUGAAAGCCGAUGACGGGUUUUUCGAGGAUGACUGCGAAGUUCUCGACUUUGCCCGGGAUCGGGUCUGA